Molecule: messenger RNA, 2028 nt
Organism: Cladophialophora yegresii CBS 114405
Lineage: Eukaryota; Fungi; Ascomycota; Eurotiomycetes; Chaetothyriales; Herpotrichiellaceae
Exons: 2
Coding region: 1-2028 (675 amino acids)
Source: RefSeq, a predicted model, not a curated record
AUGCUUUCCGCCGCGAAUGGAGGCUAUGUUGGUGUCGACCUCGAUGAACUCGGCCCCGAAAGUGUCGGUACUCGCGCCAAUCGUUCCAACUAUCUAUCCGCCACAAGCUCGCUCAAUCAUCAUGUGCGAACGCGCACAGGCAAAGUGACAUCCGAGAUCUCGUCGUGCUUGCAGCAAGUCUUGUCGCGAGAAUUUUGGCAACAAGCCAUUCCGAGAUCUAAAGCCUUCUUCCGCGAAGCCUUUUCCGAUCUCAAAGCCGUUUACCAGGCCGGUUGUAAAACCCUCGCUUGCGUCAGGUGGCGCCAUAUUGCAUGGCGAUUCAUUACCCUGGUUUGCCCACUCCUCUUCAUCGUCAUCACCGCCGCCAUCCUACCUAUCAUUUCGUCGCCUUCGCUUUAUCAGGUCCGCGACGCUUGCCGGCCGGAUAGCGGUUUCUAUGUCGGGUUUCAGGACUAUGACAUUUGGGAACUCUCAGGCCUCUUUCAGAUCACCUUGGGCUUCGGCAACUUCUCGUUCUCGACGGCCAAAAUAAUCGAUGUCGGCUGGGAUAUCAUCCUCGGCCGCGGCGGUCAGGCGCUUCUCGCCGCUAUCGCCUUCGCCGUCUAUUCGAAGGCUCUGGUACGGUCCAUGGAGUCGUCCCCAGUAUCUUACGGCACUUUCGAAGCCGUCACGCUGCAAAGCGGCUCACUUACUGCUAAUUUCAAGCUGGCAAGGGAUCUCUUAAAGAACAAGACUGCUCAGGCCAGGGCAGCUGUCGUGUGGAUGAUAACCAGUGCUUGCUUUGUCCUGGCCUUCCCAACGAUCCUGAGCGCAAUGACUGGUUACUCCGUGAACAUUGGGUCUUUUGUGCAAGUCGACGACGGCAACUUGGUGCAGUACAGUAAUUUCACCCUGAUCAGGUACAUCGUACAUGAUGCACACAGAAUCGAUCAAACACUCGGAAAGGACUAUAAGGUGACAACGGGCAGGACUCCUUAUGGAGACAUCUCCCAGUUGGGAGAGUCCUCCUACUCAGAUUAUUGCACCAGUACCGCCUGGCCCCAUGAGGAUAUGCAUGGCGCUCUGGACUGGGGAUACACUGCCCGCGUGCCAAUGUGCGAUUUCUACUGGCACGUCUCCGAGUAUGCCUACCAUUACGGCUUCUUGGGCGAGGUCCAGGCAGGUACCACGUUCAAUUACAGUGGUCGACUCGUCAACCUGACUACACCGAGUCUGACCAUCACCCCUAUUUUCUGGAAACAAGAUUGGAUUUCGGUAGAAAGCUCAAACGGCAGCGACUGGUGGUACUGGCCUUUUGGAUACUACUGGAAGAGCGCAGACGGCGACGAGCCCUUCCACAAUUUCACCGACCCAAUCUUCACCAACGGAGAGUACACGUACAAACUCGACGAACUGAACGUCCGUGGUCGUUGUCAGCCAGCCGGUCAAAGCUAUAAAUGGGGGUUCUCCUUCUUGGCCCUCUUCUCCUCCCUCAUCGUCUUCCUGGUCUGGUGUGUGGGCAUGUAUGCCUUGUGGCUGGAUGCGUUCCUGCACUCACGGUUCGACCGAGUUGGGCGGUCAAUGGGCCUGCAGCGGGCGGUCUUGGACCUCGCAUAUUGUAUGCAGAGAGACGUUGACGAGGCGGGCCGCGACAUGCUCUCAAACGCCGAACUCCACAGCAGCAUCCGUCAAGACCUCAAGGGCGGGCGCAUCACGUACGAGAUGCUCGAGCCCAAACUCCUUCCACUCUGUCGUGCCGCCGAGUGGCGUCUCAAGUGGCGUCUCGCGUGGCGCGGCAAGUGGCGUGAAAGCAGCCGGGACUGGCUCCUUAGGAGGAACAAGUGGCUGUGUGGGCUCUUUGUCGGGUCUUUCGGCUUCCUGGUUGCUGCCCUGGCUGGGGCGCCCGUCCCGUUGUCCACGGCGAUGCUUCUCGCAUUCGGAUCUGGUGUAGUCGUGAGUACGGACGAAGGCCACAAGAGUCGGUGGCUGUUUUUCCUCCUGUGUCUCAUUCUUGCCGUUGGGCUGGCCCCGAUAGGGCCUUAUACGUAA